Solanum stenotomum is the source of this 926-nucleotide messenger RNA. RefSeq lists its product as uncharacterized. Bases 66 to 926 code for a protein of 286 amino acids. The record is from RefSeq and is a predicted model, not a curated record. NCBI's taxonomy places the organism in Eukaryota, Viridiplantae, Streptophyta, Magnoliopsida, Solanales, Solanaceae. Gene Ontology annotation, biological process: root development; shoot system development. The transcript has a single exon.
UUUGGUAUAAAUAAGAUGAGUUUUGAAGGUCUUUCUUCAUCCCCAAACAGAAACAGAGGAAAAAGAUGGCAAAUUUUUCAUCAAAAUCCAAUAAAAGAUCCAUCAGUUUGCCAAGCAGAUCACAUCCAGCUACACAGAAUAUUGAAGAGGAGCUCAACAAGCUCAAAUCUUGGGAAUUCUCUGCUUCACCAACUGCAGAAGCUGUUUACAGUGGUCUAAUUGGUUUAAGGGAGGUGCAUAAGUGCAUGGUUGAUCUUUUAAAUUUGCCCCUCACACUUCAAUCCCUUUCUCAAUUUCAAAACAAGAAAUGGGUCGAUGAAAUCUUGGAUAAAUCUGUAAGAUUUCUUGAUAUAUGUAGCACAACAAGGGAGAUCGUAUCGCAAUUUAAGGAAAAUGUUAAAGAUGUUCAGUCUUCACUCAGGAGGAGAAAAGAAGAUUUGAGCAUCAACAACUACACCACAUUCAGGAAGAAGAUGAAGAAAGAAGCCAAAAGUUUGAUUACAGCUUUGAAAAGAAUGGAUCAUGAGGAAGUAGUUGAUGUAAUGGAAGUUGCUGAUCAACUUGUCUCAGCUGUUAUUAGAGUCCUAAGAGAAGUUGCCACAAUGGGAAUUUCAGUUUUCCAAAUGUUGUUGAAUUAUUUGUCAGCCUCAAAUUCUAAACCAAUUAGUAAAUGGUCUUUGGUUUCAAGGUUAGUCAACAAGGGUGUAGAUCAAGGCAAUACUGUAAAUGAAAUAGAAAGUGUUGAUGCUGCAUUAAGCAGUCUUUCCAAGUGUGGUCCUAAUGAAAUGGAAAAGAUCCAAUUUGUGCAGAGCAAAUUGGAAAGAGUGGAAGCUCAUUUUGAAUGCAUUGAGAAGGGUCUUGACAACAUCUUUAGAUGUUUGAUCAGAUCAAGAAGCACACUAUUAAAUGUUGUUUCUUGCCAAUGA